CUUUCGAACUGAGCAUUUUUGCUUCGAAUCUCCAUUAGACUACAAUGUUAUCAGCUCUAAGCAAACAAGAUAGUAUAGUAUCCAUGUGUUUAGAGUCUGAAAUGAACUUCUAAAUUACUUUACGAUGACAGCGUGCAAUUUGUUGAGAUUUAUAUUUUUAAAUUAUAUUCUAUCAUAAUUUUAUUUAUGUGAGGAAUCUGUGGAUAUCUGAUUGAUUUGUAUAACAUGGCUGAUGAACUUCAAUCCACAAUCUCAAGUAAUUUGAAGCAGGUAUUGGUGAGUUUGAUAUCGAGUUUAGGUAUGCUGCAGACUGGAAUGGUGCUCGGCUAUCCUGCGGUGAUGCUACCUGCCAUAAUAGAUAGAGGAGGCAACAACAGUACUUUCUCGGUGAAUAGCAAUCAAGCUUCUUGGAUUGCAAGCCUCUCUUCGAUCUCCACCCCGAUUGGAUGUCUCAUUUGCGGACCAAUGAUUGAUGGAUGGGGUCGAGCCACAACUAUAAAGAUCAUCAACGUCCCUUUCAUUCUGGGAUGGAUUCUCAUUGCUCUCUAUCAGGAACUGAUUCUUAUUUACAUAGGCCGAAUUAUUUGUGGAAUAGCAAUAGGUCUCAGUUCAAUUCCUUCAGCAGUCUACAUAACCGAAAUAACUAGCAAGAGCAUGCGUGGAGCGCUCACUAUCAUAGGAUCGCUCGAAAUAUCUGCUGGAAUCAUAAUCAUCUAUCUUCUUGGAAUGUUCUUCAACGAUGAUUACCAAUACCUGGCUUGGUUGUCUGCUGGGGUUUCAAUUUCCUCUACUCUUCUGACUCUCUGUUUCUUACCCGAGUCUCCAAUUUGGCUGCUCAAUAGAAAAAAGAAAUUGCAGGCCAAAAAGACUUUGAUGGAAGAUCAGCAUGCUUCCGACCCCAGUAUAGCCCGGAGCGAGAUUGAAACUUUGGCGCCCUCCACUUCUCAAGAGAAUACCUCACACACCAAAUGGAGCAGGACUAUUGUUCAGCUCCGAAGGCCACAGAGCUACAAGCCUCUUAUCAUCAUGAACUUGUUCUUCCUAUUUCAACAAUUUUCUGGGAUAAUGGCUGUAAUCGUAUAUGCACCGAACUUUGCCAAAGAUGCUGGUAUAACAGGACACAUACAACUUGUUGCUUUGAGCAUAGCUGUUGUGAGAAUGUUUUCCAUAUUGAUAGCAGCCUGGGCUUCAAGGAAGUUUGGCAGACGAAAACCAGCUAUCUUUUCAGGGAUUGGAAUGACAAUAUUCCUUUCAAUGUUGACCUUAAACAUAUAUAUUCAAGGCAUUGCACACUCGUCUGAUACUGGUGAAAUAGCCUGGCUACCAGUAACCUGCCUUCUGCUCUACAUCUUCACCAGCUGUGUUGGGUUCGCAACACUACCAUGGUCCAUGAUAGGAGAGGUCUUCCCAACAGAGAUAAGGGGGGUAGCAAGCGGAUUUACAGCAUGUAUGGCUUAUGUGUACAGCUUCUUAUCUAUCAAAUUUUAUCCAGAUAUGGAAGAACAACUGGGAGAAGGAGGAAUAUUUUUGUUCUAUUUCAUCGCUGCUACUUUAGGAACAGUUUUUGUCAUCUUAUUCCUUCCUGAAACUCAGGGUAAAACUUUAGAUGAAAUCGGAAAUGAUUUCGCCAAAACAAAUGGUUAGUGAAUGGAAGUGAGUAAAAAAGUUACAGGAAACCUUUUAAAAAUGAUCGCGAUUGAUUUUAGAUAUAACAUUGAUGUCUAUUUGAUCAUGCAUUUCUUUUAUUUCAAUAAACUUACGAAUAGAGUUGAUAGCCAUCUCUUAAUAUACUUCAGCAUUUUCUGUAAGAGUGUAUAGUACCUAUUAUAAAACAGUGUUCAUCUAUACAGUA
Molecule: messenger RNA, 1852 nt
Organism: Nilaparvata lugens (brown planthopper)
Lineage: Eukaryota; Metazoa; Arthropoda; Insecta; Hemiptera; Delphacidae
Product: facilitated trehalose transporter Tret1-2 homolog
Exons: 6
Coding region: 226-1644 (472 amino acids)
Biological process (GO): transmembrane transport
Cellular component (GO): membrane
Molecular function (GO): transmembrane transporter activity
Source: RefSeq, a predicted model, not a curated record